AUGCGCGUGCUACAAGUGAUGCGCGCGCUGACCGUCGGACUGCGCAGUCGCUCGCGCGAUCACCAGCCGCCGUCGCAGGACGAGUCGCCUCCGCCCGAGGCCGCAGCGCCCGGAAAGUCAGCGAGCCGCUCGGGACACGGCGGCAAGAGACGACCAGACGAGACGGUGCGCAAUGCUGUGGCGUUCCUGGCACAAGAAGACGCCGAGAGCGCGCUCGUCUUUGCGCUCGUGCACGACCCCGAGUUUCGUCUCGCUUCGGCGCUCGCUACGGUCCCUUCUGGAGCCGACGUGAAUGUGAUUCGAGCGCUGUUGUUUGUGUUUGAAAAGUACGAGGACCAACUACAGAAGUGGCUGGGGGCGCUCAUGCUCCGGGAGAUGGUGCACACGCUGAACUGGAACGAGCUCUUUCGAGCUAAUUCGGCCACGACAGCUUUGUUGAGGGAAUAUACGUGCGAACUGGGUGGUGACUUUCUACAGCAUGCACUGGCUCACGUCAUUAACAAAUUGUGGGUGAGAUCGGACGGAUACGAAGUGAACCCGCGCUUUUUGCAGCUUGAGGACGAUUUACGUGCCAACCAGCAGCGACUAGAAACGCUGGCGGAGUUCACGUUGGAUUGUAUUUUCAAUGCCGUUUCGCUGUUUCCAUAUCAAAUUGCGAAGAUCUACCGCGUCAUGGAGUUGGAAAUGAUUCGACUUGUUGAACGGGAUCGACGCAGCAACUUGUCUUUACCCAGACUUAGCACGAAAGGAGGAAGUAGCAACAGUUUGCGAGUCUUGGACGCAGGCAAUUACAGCAACAAUUUGGUGGAGGGCUCAUCAGCGGAAAGUGUUGGCCAUCUUGGAGCACUGCCGCGACUUAGUUCUAUCGAGGAGAAUCUUCUGGAAGAGUCGCUCGUGCAAUCCGAUCUCUCGAACGGUGUGGCUCAAAUGAUGACUGCUACAAAGGAAGAAUUCUACAUGCACUUGGGUGGUCUGGUGUUUUUGCGGUUUUUGUGCCCCGCACUAGUAGUCCCGCACAAGAUGAAUUUGACGCCGGGCAAUGCCGCACCGGCGAAGCAGAUGCAGCGCACGCUUGUGCUGCUGGCAAAGUUGAUGCAAUCGUUGGCAAACAACGUCGAGUACAGCCCGUCUACUGAAUCGUAUAUGGUCCCGUUCAACCCGUUCAUUGUACGCAACCGGCCCAAACUCACGCAGUUCUAUGAUCAGCUGUGUCUACAAGCGCAAAAUGAUCCUCGCCGAGAGAGUCUUGUUGCGCGCAGCAACGUUGCCCCGCGGUUGUCGCAGCUUUGGGCAAGUCGGAGUAGCAGCAGUCUGGGCAAAGACACGUCGAUUGUAAAUCUUACGGGAGCGUGUGUUAUCGAUGUUCCAGAAGCUUCUUGUGCUGUCUUGCGCGACUGGAUGAGCUCGCAUUUGGACUACCUUGCCGUCGAGGUUGCUGACAACAAUAAAUUUCGGCGACAGCAACAGAUUGUCGUGAACAAUGGAAGCACUAGCUGCACAAGCAGCAGGGGCUCUACUUCUCCGACUAGUUCUACUUCUGCAGUGACAGUAUCACCCGUUAAGCAUCGACAUCGAUUGAGGAGGAUGCUGAGGUUGUCGAAAGCUGCGGCCUAUUCGACUGAGAUUCGGGAGGAUGACGAUAGCGAAAGGUUAAGCGAGGCCCCGAAAGCGUCACGGCGACAAAAUUUGGCAAUGCCUGUGUCAAUGGACGAGCUGGAUAAAAUCAUUGGAUACGCAGGUCAUCGCGACAACCAGCUAAUGAAGCUGUAUUAUGCGAAGCUUUCGCAAAACGGUCUGCAUCGUCUACUUCAUGCAAACGAUAUAAAUGGUGCGGAGUGGACAGUGUACAAAAGCCGGAACGACGUGGAGGUGCUUCGCAAAACACCUGCUCAUUUUUUGUGUCCGUCUGGACGAUUUACAUCUGAAAAAGACCGUCUUGUGGAGAUGAAAGGAAGCGUUAUAAUUGCCUCGACGCCGAAACAAGUGUUUCGGUAUUUACAAACACUUGAUGGUGGUAGCAACGAUGACGACACCAGGGCAACGAUUUCGAAGGUGGAGCCUCUGGAUGACUUGAAGGUGGUGCUUUACCAUCAGCACUCGCGAUUCUCGCUAUGGCCAGCAUGGCUGGUGAAGCCACGCGAUUCAUGUGACCUUCACAGUUUUGUAGAGAAAACGGGAAAGCCAGAUACAUACGCCGUGUUGCAGGAGUCAAUCCCCCGCGCAGAUGUACCGGAGCGCAAGGGAGUUGUACGUAUGGCGUUUGCUACUGGUGGCUUUCUGAUUGAACCAUAUGGAGGAGACGAGGAAGACGUGGGAUCUCAAGUGAACAGCGCGACUUCGACGAGGCUGACAUGUGUAGUACGGGCGGAUUUUAAGGGAUUGAUGCCUCGAUACUUGGCAGAGAGCAUCGUAUAUGGACGAGUAUUGGAGAUUGAGUCCAUUCGCUCAACAGUGGAGUCCAUGCGGUCUUGA
This is a messenger RNA of Hyaloperonospora brassicae, 2472 nucleotides long. The record is from the annotation of a GenBank genome assembly. Lineage: Eukaryota; Oomycota; Peronosporomycetes; Peronosporales; Peronosporaceae.